GCCGGUGGCCGCAGGACUGGAGCCCACACAGCCGAUCGGCUUCCUGCAGCUCUUCCGCUUCUCCACCUGCGGGGAGAUCGCGUGGCUCUUCUUUGGGUUCCUCAUGUGCUGCGUCAAGGCGUUGACCCUGCCCGCAGUGGUCAUCAUUUACAGCGAGUUCACAGCACCCUCUCCGCUGCCACGAACAUCACCACGCUGUCGUUUCCCUUCACGAUGGCCAACAGCAGCGGCGGCGGGUACACCAUUCCCACGGGGACCCUGAGCAUCCUUCCCAUCGCGGCGAACGCCCAGCUGCCGAACAUCACGACAACGACCAGUGGCUACGAGCCCAAUGACGUCAUCACCACGAUCCCCGUCUCGCUCUCCAUUCAGCGCUUCCCCUCGUCCCUGUCCAUCGUGGACCUGGCCCAGGAGCAGGACGGCUACAGCAACAGUGGCUCCAGCAACGGCAUGACCGUGGGGCCGGGUGCGGGCGGCGGCGGCGGCAUCACCACCACGGCCCUCCUGUCCGUGAAGCCCCUUAACAGCAGCGGCAACGGCAACAUUUCGCGGAACAACAGCUUCAGUCUGAGCUUCAACCUGCAGAAACCCACAGUGCGCUCCUCGGUGCGUUCGGCAGGAGCCCCCACAGUGGAUACAGUGGACAACUCUUCAUCCGGUGGCACGAUCGCCCUGCCCCAGAGCGGCGCCACGGCAACGGCAACGGCCACGAGUGCUACCUCAACCCUCGCCAAACACAGUCCCGAGGCCAAGACAGGAGAGGUCUAUGUCUGAGCGGAGGAACAGGACACCUAUUCCGACCCAUCCACUGGAUUAUAGCUUUCGUCGUAGGUUUAAGCACCCCCUUCCAGAACCACUGAUACGAUAUUAUCAUCUAGGAAAGAGAACAAAACAAGAGUAAUCCUCUCUUCGGAUUGUACAUACAUAUGCACACAUCAAUAUACAUACAUAUAUAGCCCACAGACGAUAUCGUAUCGUAAUGGAUCGUAUCGUACGGCACACGCGAGUCUUUCUCGAUAGUUGGGCGAAUAAAUUACGAAUAAAAUCUUUACCAAGAGAAUCUCCAUUAUAUUACCCGUGCAAACAUUGGACCGUGUAAAUACUUUGGAACCCUCCCCCUCCCCCUCUCCACAAAAA
This is a messenger RNA of Drosophila miranda, 1137 nucleotides long. RefSeq lists its product as uncharacterized. The transcript is spliced from 2 exons. Lineage: Eukaryota; Metazoa; Arthropoda; Insecta; Diptera; Drosophilidae. The record is from RefSeq and is a predicted model, not a curated record. Bases 214 to 774 code for a protein of 186 amino acids.